AUGACCCUGCUCCGCCCUUACCGCCUCUUGUCAUACCACCUCCGCCGCCCGUUCCACCGCCGCCCGUUCCUCUGCCGCCCAUUCCUCCGCUGCCCGUUCCACCACUGCCCGUUCCACUGCCGCCCGUUCCACUGCCGCCCGUUCCUCCGCCGCCCGUUCCACUGCUGCCUGUUCCACCGCCAGCCGUUCCACCACUGCACGUUCCUCCGCCGACCGUUCAUCCGCCGCCCAUUCCACCGCCGCCAGUUCCUGCACCGCCCGUUCCUCCACCGCCCGUUCCACCGCCGCCCGUUCCUACACCGCCCGUUCCUCCACCGCCCGUUCCACCGCCGCCCGUUCCUCCACUGCCCGUUCCUCCGCCGCCCGUUCCUCCACCGCCCGUUCCUCCGCCGCCCAUUCCAUCGCCACCCGUUCCACCGCCGCCCGUUCCACCGCCGCCCGUGUCAGAAUCCCAACCACUAG
Molecule: messenger RNA, 462 nt
Organism: Closterium sp. Naga37s-1
Lineage: Eukaryota; Viridiplantae; Streptophyta; Zygnematophyceae; Desmidiales; Closteriaceae
Source: the annotation of a GenBank genome assembly